Molecule: messenger RNA, 970 nt
Organism: Gamsiella multidivaricata
Lineage: Eukaryota; Fungi; Mortierellomycota; Mortierellomycetes; Mortierellales; Mortierellaceae
Exons: 2
Coding region: 168-695 (175 amino acids)
Biological process (GO): cellular response to starvation; regulation of DNA-templated transcription
Cellular component (GO): nucleus
Molecular function (GO): zinc ion binding; RNA polymerase II transcription regulatory region sequence-specific DNA binding; DNA-binding transcription factor activity, RNA polymerase II-specific
Source: RefSeq, a predicted model, not a curated record
UGCAUCACAUGUCAGUUCCUCGACUACUGACUGGAUCGCAACAAGAAAGAGGAUGACUAUCUGAAGAAGAAAAAACCAGCACAACCAACGAUCCACAAAGAACUCUACAUGCCUUGCUUUGCUUUACAUCCUAUGGAGCGUAUUACCCUCUUGGAACGGGAACUGGCAUGAACUGCCAAAAGGCAUGCAAGAAGUGCGACGAAGGACGACCAUGCGCACGAUGCAUCAAGUACGGUCUAACAGAGACCUGUGUUGACUCGACCCGCAAAGUACGCAAAAAGGGUGUCAAGCGUGGUCCUUACAAGCGCAGACCCCCACCCACGCAGAUCGGAUCGGCCUCAGCAGUGACGACGCCAACCAUGAGGAAUGCAGUACCAUCUGGAGUCGCAGGAUACAUGUCGGAGCCCGUGACGGCGCUCAACAGCCCGACGCAAUCACACAUGCUGCCAUUCACGAGCACAGCAGGUUCAGCAACGACGAUGGCCCACAUGCCAGCACCUCUCGAUUUUGGAUACGAUACCAGUGGAGGGCCUAGUUACUCGUUCCAUUCACAGCGGAUGGAGUCGAGCUAUGGGCCUUCUUCGUAUACGACUGGUUACCCUGGAUCAAGCAUAUAUGGUACCGCUUAUGGGAUGAAUGGAAGCAACAACGGCAGCAACGGCAAUCCCAACAGCAGCAGCGGUAACAUGUCCUAAAUGGAAACCCCAAGAGAAAUGGAAAUUUGGCAUGGCAUAUAUCAUCACCCCUUCACUUGUCCCCCCUCCUCCCCCCCUCCCUACCGCGUACAACAUCGUCUACAUAGUCUUUUCUAGUCUUGGUCUCUUUCUCUUUAUUUUUCUGGUUCGCUUUUUCUCUCUUCCCUUUUUCUCUUGCAUCGCAUACAAUAACAAUAGAGUCGUCGUUUUUCUUUUCUUCUCAUUUUGCAUGAACAACCCCCCACUACUACAACAGCACAAAUAACAAACAGCAU